Molecule: messenger RNA, 2313 nt
Organism: Tupaia belangeri chinensis (Chinese tree shrew)
Lineage: Eukaryota; Metazoa; Chordata; Mammalia; Scandentia; Tupaiidae
Gene: TMEM154
Product: transmembrane protein 154
Exons: 8
Coding region: 115-678 (187 amino acids)
Source: RefSeq, a predicted model, not a curated record
ACCUCUCCUUCAAGUGAGCACCGACCCAAACAAGCAGGAAGCAGGAAAUGUUCGCGUUUCAGGGAGGCUGCAGCUCCGCGCAGCAUCCUGCCCGCGCGCGGCCGCCAGGUUGACAUGCCGGGGCCCCGCGCAGCCCGGCUGCUGGCCCUGCUGGGCGCGCUGCUCCACGCCGGCCGCGGGGAUUACGAGGACUCCGAUCCGGCAGGAGAGUCACCCACAGUCAUCAGUGGAGACGCUCUUCCGAGCCCUUCUGAAGACGUUCUUCCGAGCCCUUCUGCCGCGGUGACCACAGACCCGUUCGCUGCGUAUACGAGUUCUUCCCACACGGCUGAGGACAAGGACGAGCUGGCGUUCAUAUUAAUGGUGCUGAUCCCGUCGGUCUUACUGGUCCUCCUCUUUUUAUCGGUGAUACUCUUUGUAAUGCGCUAUAAAAGAAAACAAGCUAAACAAGAGCCGUCCAGCCAAGGGUCCCAGAGUGCCUUGCAGACGUAUGAACUGGGAAGUGAAAACCUGAAAGUCCCCAUUUUUGAGGAAGACACACCCUCGGUUAUGGAAAUAGAAAUGGAAGAACUUGAUAAGUGGAUGAACAGCAUGAACAGGAAUGCCGACUACGAGUGUUUGCCGACUCUGAAGGAAGAAAAGGAAUCGAACCACAGCCCCAGCGACAAUGAAUCGUAAAACAGGUGGUGCUAAUGUCUUCCCAGAGAAGCAGCCCCUGGGGAGCCUGCCCGGCCUGCCAGUGGAGGAUGAAGAGGAGGACAGGAAUUUAAUUCAUUGCAAAUCUGUGCAGACGCAGAACCCUGGCUGGUCCUUCCAGGCCCACUCUCCCCAGUGACGGCCUCACCUGGACUAGGAGUGUUGGGAAAGGCCUGGCCGCUGGUCCUGCCUCCUGUGCUGGGCAGAAGGGGCCACGCCCUGUGCUCAGGGCUGGUCAGGGGUCUGUCCCUCCUCCCAGCCAGGCCCAGCCGCCAGGCACCCUGGGUCCCUCCUCAGGGCUUCAAUCGGGAGGCCCUUUUCCACCCCGCUUUCCUUGGAUCCUGUCUCAGAUUACUCAAGCCGGCAGGCGGGUGCACGGCAUUGGGCGGGACCUUUCCUCCGGGAGAGAUGGUGCCACGGAGAAGACAGCAAGCAAAGUGAGAGUGUCAGCGUCUAUGCUGUCCCGGGGCUGGUGGCGGGUUUUCAGCUGCAGAGACAUCGCAGUGAGCGUCUGCAGCCCUGAGAACAUGACAGGCUGGGACCCAGCCAGGCCCGGUCACUCUUGGGGACACCUCGGAGAAACCAGGACUCCUCAAUGAGAAAGCAAGCGUUUUCCUUCUCAUCUGAGAUCACAUGGGCCGGGUGCCGGUUCCCUAAAGCCCGCGCUUGUCCUCCAGCCUCCUCGGCACCGGCACCGGUUAGAGCUGCCGCUGGCUGUCCUCUGCCUCGGAACCUGUAGACCAGGAAGCGGGUCUGCCUGUGCUGUGCCACGCUGGGACAAGCCAGGACGUCACCGGUCCAUCGGGGACGACAUUCUGUGCAGUCCUUGUUGACAUCCCUGUGCUAAAAGCAGCUGCGUGAAAGCAGAGUGCCCGAUCCAGCCCGCUCACCACGCACCCGCAUGUCACCCUUCCUCUUCUUCCAGCCUUCAAAGCAAAUUAGCAAGUUGGGAGCCCUGGGCUCUCUCAGGACACCUGGUAUUUUAUUCCAAGAAAGAAACAAAGAAUGGAGACUUGUUUGUUUUAUUCUGCACAUAUAAACCGAGGGGAGCCGAGGUAACCAAGCAUUUGGGGCUGAGUUGCAGGCUUGUGUUUGAAAGGCUGCUUUUUGCAUCACAAAACGGCUGCUGUUUGCCUCUCUCUUGCCCUCUGGGAUCCCUUUAACAGGCACUUGGCUUCUAAAUUAUGCUGAUAACAUAUAUAUUUGGCGAUAGGGAGCACGCGCGCUCCAGAGAGAGACAGGGAAAGUGAGAAGUCACUUCCAGUGCUGCAAUCCCUUCUCGUCCAUUCUCCUCUUAGGAUUUCGAGCACAUGUGCACACGUGCACUCAAGCCACCAGACCCAAACUGCAGUUAGCCAAGUGGAUCCAGUGCCUUGACCUCUAUGCCCCCUGCCUGCUCCUGACUUUGCAAUGCUUUAAAGAUACAUAUGAUACUGUGUUCUUAUACAUUUUAAGCAAACUAAUAGCAUUGCCUUGCCAAACUUCUCAGGAAAGUCGUUUAAAUGUAUAUGUAAAAAUAAUCCUUUGGGGACCAGCAGUUGGCGUAAUGGCUACGUUGCUGGACUCCCAUGUAGUCAACUGUGGUUCGAGUCCCAGACCCGGUGGCUUGAACUGACG